GUGUCAAGCUGGCAGGAGAACACCGACUGGCAGCAGGGUGACCAGACGUUGGCUGCCGUGGAUGCUAGUGGAAUCUACUACGACCCUGGGCAGGCCUAUCAGUACGGAGAUCAGGCUGGAUGGAAUGGGCAUGGCGAAGGGCAGGAUACCUGGACCGGUGCCGAUGUCGAAUACUACGAACCAGAGGCAAACGCUGCACGGCCUCCACCCGGAUUGGAGGCCGAGAGAACAACCAGAACAGGCCUCGUUGAGUUGGAUGCGGAUGAGGUUGACAUGGAUGAUGCAGGGCCAUUCGUUCUCGACAGUGAUGACAUCGGACAGCAGGCAUCUGCCACAGAGGAGGUGGAGGUCGCUUUGGAGGAGGUUUCUGCGGUAGUUGCCUCGCAGCCGGACAAGGUGUCAGACUGGUUUACCACUGGCGAAAAGGCGGAGGGUAGUGAAGACCAGGCCAUCCCCGAGAACUGUGAAGUCUAUUCCAUGGACAAAAACCCCAAGAACAAGAUGGAGACGACGCAGGAGGAGGCCGCCGAAGGUACCAGCGCGGACACAGAACCGCAGGAGCUGCGUGUGCUGUCUUCCUUGCUUGGCAAGCAGGAUGCCAAAGCAGCGCCAGCGGAGCCCAAGGCGGAGCCCGACUCGCCAAAACUGCCGGAGGUCUGCACAUUGGAGCCCGAGAAGGCCUGCGAGUCCACCGCUGAUGAGGCCCCGCAGCCCACACCUGCUGCAGUGAGCCAGGCCGAGGAGCCCCAGGCCCGUGACGCGGAGCCAAAGGCCGCAGAGCCCGAGCCAAUGGAGGUCGAGCCCACAGAGGCUACAGAGCCUGAGGCUGUGGAUGCUGCAGAGCCGCAGGCCGAGAAAGAGGAGUCAUUGAAGUUCGAGUCCGACCCCGAGCAG
Molecule: messenger RNA, 894 nt
Organism: Symbiodinium pilosum
Lineage: Eukaryota; Dinophyceae; Suessiales; Symbiodiniaceae
Source: the annotation of a GenBank genome assembly